AUGGGCCGACGUGCCCUUUUCCUCUUCGGGAUAGCCUUUCUACGCGCGCACUUUGGCCAUAGCGCGACGCUCGAACUGCAGGCGGCUGCGGUAGCGGCUGCAGACGCGAAUCGGUGUGCCCAGAAGCCCUCGCAGCGCGUGGACUGCUACCCGCCCCGCCCAAACUUCCCCGCGCCCACGGAAGAGCUGUGUCUGGCGCACGGCUGUUGCUGGCAAAGUCUGGAGAACGGGGGCGUUCCCUGUGCGUUUGCCGCCGAGGCACCGCCCGGUGCCGCUAAGUGCGCGGCCGUGGCCCCACCGUCGCGUCUCGCGUGUCGCAACCCGCGAUUUGCGCUAGCCGCAGUGCUCCGAGACGCCGACACGUGUGCAUCGGCUGGCUGCUGCUUUGACGACGGCGACUGUUUCCAGCCCCUGGCCGAGGGGUACGAGCUAUUGACGCUGGACGAGACGAGCAAUGGCUGGCGAGGGACGCUGGCGCUUCGAAGUGGACAGCGCGGGCCUUUUGGAAACGAUGCCCCGUUGCUGGAGCUCACUGUGGUUCGAUUCUCGGCUCGGCAAGUGCGGGUUCGCAUCACGGACCCUGCGUUUCCUCGCUACGAAGUGCCGAGCCUGCCUGUGCAACGCCGACAAGAGCAACGCGAUGCUGCGGCAAGGGAGAAGCAGGACGAGUAUGAGGUGCAUUUUACGCCGUGGCCAUUUGGAGUGGCCGUGACUCGGCGAGGGUCUGGAGAUGUGCUGUUUAAUUCGACGCCACCGGUGGAAAGCGAGGACGAAGGGAAAAGCUUCAGUGGCUUGGUGUUUGAGAACCAGUUUCUUGAGGUGUCGACGCAGUUACCGGCGAGCAAAGACGGUGGUGAGCCAAUUUUGUACGGUCUUGGGGAGCGACUGGGAUCGGCGCGUCUUCGAGCGGAUGAUGAGGGCGAUCUAUACCCGAUGUUUGCACGCGCCCCGAACGCGUCUGCUCCUGUGCAUACCCGAAGUGGUGGCGAUAAUUUGUACGGCGUUCACCCCUUCGUAAUGCAGCUGGAACGUCAAUCUGGUAAUGCCCAUGGUGUAUUUGUGCUUUCGUCCAACGCAAUGGAGGUUGUAUCCCGUCGCGAUGCACUGACGUAUAGGCUUACGGGUGGUAUUCUUGACAUUUUUGUCUUCUCUGGUCCGACCCCACAAGAUGUGGUUGAGCAGUACACACAAAUUGUUGGCCGUCCAGCGAUGCCACCUUACUGGGGCCUGGGCUAUCAUGUGGGUCGGCGCAGGAGCGACACAGCUUCAAUCAGUAAGGCGGUGGAGCUGGUUACAAAACUUCGCAUGGCUGGAGUGCCCAUGGAUGCAUACUGGCAAGACUACGAGUACAUGGCAGACAAUGGACAUGCGCUAUCAUUGAACGGAAGCAAGUUACCUUACCGGGAAAUGCACUCGUUCAUUGACGACUUGCAUUUCCACAGCCAGUAUUUCGUAGGCCUACAAGUUCCAUCCAUUUCACUGUCAAACUCGACAAUGACUGGUGAACGUGGCAACAACCAAGUGGAGUACGCUGGCGUAGCGCCUACGACCGAGAAUGCGUUUUUACUGAAUGACGAAAUCGAAGCUGAUGAGGACGCUGCCCGCGGCACCGUCUAUGAGCACGACGACCUGGACACAGGGUACGACGAUACUGCCAGCAAACGUGGUGAGAGUGAGAAUGGUAGAGGAAGUGGCACUCACCAUCAUUCUUACGUCGGAUCGGACAACCAAGGUGGCCAAAGCAGUUGCAGCAGCUCUACUUAUCCAUGUGACCAGAGCAGUCGAGGGAGCGAUAAUAGCGACCGGAGUGACGGGAGCGGAAGUGAAGAGAGUGCAAGCGAGUGGAAACCAAUCGAGCGGGGCGAAGCGCUGGAUGUAUUUGUAAAAGGAGUGAAUGGCGAGCGCUACGCAGUGAAAGCUUCCCGACGUGGUUGGGCGGUGUUUGUCGAUUUUUUCCAUCCAAAAGCAUCGAGCUAUUGGCACGAGCAGCUCGAGCUGUUACACAGAUACGUGAUGCCUUUCGACGGCUUGUGGCUGGAUAUGAACGAACCCAGCAGCGUUUGCGAUUGUACUUUGGCUGCAGAAGACGACCUGUGCGUUCACAUAUGCGAAGACAAGUAUCAGACGAAGGCUACAGCGCCACGACCUAAUGAAGCCGAUAAUGUGGAAACAUCGACAGUAGGAGGAGACGGCGGCUUCAUCCGCACAAACGAUGUCAAUUUCCCAUUCGAUCCGUAUCGCCAACCAUUCGCUCCCGGCCAAAACAAUCGUGAAAAAGGUGGACAUGGCAAUCUGAACUCGGCUACACUUCCCAUGGCAGCUCUACACCAUUCGUCACUUCAUUACAAUCUCCACUCCUUGUACGGUCAUGAACAGGCUCGCGCGACACGGCAUGCGCUCGAUUCGAUUAUAAGAAAGCGCAGUUUGCUGCUCUCUCGGUCAACUUUUUCGGGGAGCGGGCAAUACACUGGUCAUUGGCUAGGCGACCACGUUAGUGCUUCAUGGGAGCAAUUGCGGUUGUCGAUUUCUGGUACAUUGCAGAUGAAUUUGCUGGGUGUUCCAUUGACUGGACCAAAUGUGUGCGGUUCUCGAGGGCAAUCUUCGCGAGAGCUGUGCGUGCGCUGGUAUCAAGCUGCGUCUUUCCUGCCGCUUCUGCGCAAUUACGAUGGGAGUGGUGGAGAGCAUACCCCCGUUGACUUUGAUGCCGAAGCACUGAACAUCAUGCGAUCGACGCUGCUGAGACGGUACCGAUACUUGCCGUAUAUGUACACUCUCUUUUUCAAGGCACAUCGGCUAGGCAGCCCGGUGGCUCGACCGCUUUCGUUUGAAUUUCCUGAUGAUGAGCUCGCGCGAGGUAUCGAGCAUCAGUAUCUGUUGGGUCCAGCUUUGAUGAUAUCACCAGUGGUGCGUGAAGGCGCUAUAUCGUUGGAAGUGUAUUUUCCCGAUGCAUUCUGGUAUGAUGCGCACAGCGGAAAGGAGGCACUAGAUCCUGCAGCUGGGGACAACCGGCGUGUCAAUUUGCUGACUCCGUUACCGAAGUUACAAGUGCAUCUUCGUGGAGGUUACAUCGUGCCUACACAGCAGCCGCUUUCCACGACAGCACUUUCUCGUCGUGGAGCUUUUACGCUAUUAGCAGCGCUGUGUGUAUCAGGGGAAAUCCUAACGGCGUCUGGAGAGCUAUACGUGGACGACGGCGAUUCGCUGUCGUCUAUGGAAGAAAAUCGCUACUCGCUGAUGCGUUUUGACGUGUAUCGAAACACGAGCAACACGAUCGAAUUGAAGAGCUUGCUGAUGGUUCACGGUUACGCUGGACCAGAAAUGCAUGCCGAUCUGAAAGAAAUCCGCGUUUAUGGUGUGUACGGGGACGCUUUUGAGGCGAAUUCUUCGAUGAAGACAACAGUUCUUUCACCUUCAGGAGGAUGUUUACAUGAACGAUCGGUAAAGGCCGAUUAUUUUGCGCAGUCGGGUAUGCUGGUUCUCUCGCGGCUCGACAUGUCCAUUGGGAAAGAAUUUCACGUCAAGGUUGUGGCUGAACCAGCAGCGACCGCUGAAUCUGGAAAGAAGGGGAAAUCAGUGGGCGUGAGCACGUCCGAAAAGUCUGGGAGCGGAGAAAAUGAGGAAGGUGCGGCCGCGGGUGCUAAGGGAUCGAAUGAGGUGUCGAAGAAGAAGAAGUCGAAGUUUUCGAUCACAGGUAUUGUAGGGAUCGUUGUGGGUUGUGCAUUCCUGGCUGCAGUCGUUGUGGUUUUCUUAUUGCGACGUCGGCAUCAGGGGUACGAUACUAUAUGA
Molecule: messenger RNA, 3786 nt
Organism: Hyaloperonospora brassicae
Lineage: Eukaryota; Oomycota; Peronosporomycetes; Peronosporales; Peronosporaceae
Source: the annotation of a GenBank genome assembly